AUGUCAUGCGGCGCACUAACUAUUGUCUAUACAGAGCUCGUAUGCGAUUGCAAAAGGUUCUACUCAACCAUUCUUCCGAGGUUGGGUCAGUACGUUGUGCGCCCAUGGCUUCAUAGCCUAGGCUUGGAAGAGAAGACUGGAGAGGAGCUGACCGCGGAGAUGGACGAAUGGGGCUCCAAGAAGCUGCAGGAAGCUCUUUUAAGCCUGGGUGGCUUCUAUGUGAAGACUGGACAGGUACUGUCCACACGUGUGGACCUUUUCUCGAAACCGUACACCGAGCGCUUGCGAAUCUUGCAGGACAGCCUGCCUCCGGUGGAUGCGGCUGAGAUUCGUGAUAUCGUUUCCAAGGAGCUUUGCGGCGGUGGCAGUCUCUCGGAACUCUUAAAGGACUUCGAAGACGAGCCACUGGGCACAGCUUCCAUUGCGCAGGUUCACCGCGCUGUUCUCAAUGACGGCCGGGAGGUGGCCAUCAAAGUCCUGAGGCCAAACAUGGAGCCUGUCCUCCGAGGUGAUAUUGCCAACCUCAAAGUCUUCGCUCUUGCUGCCCGUGGGAGGCUUCCAGUGGACUACUACCCCGUUUUCUGUGAGUUAGAGCGAGCUUUGGAUGGUGAGCUGGACUUCCUCAACGAAGCACAGAGCGCAGCAAAGGCCAAAGGGAGGGAGCCGGGGAGCCAGGCCACGGAUGAAUCGGCUUCUUAUGUUUCAGCAAAUUUCCACACUCGGAAGCCACGAAAUCCAUGCAGGCUGUCAACGGUGCACAGCAACCUGCUUACAGACCAAUUCUCAACCACAAAUCCAGUUGCAUAG
This is a messenger RNA of Symbiodinium pilosum, 807 nucleotides long. Lineage: Eukaryota; Dinophyceae; Suessiales; Symbiodiniaceae. The record is from the annotation of a GenBank genome assembly.